Alternaria atra is the source of this 528-nucleotide messenger RNA. RefSeq lists its product as uncharacterized. Gene Ontology annotation, biological process: peptide catabolic process. Bases 1 to 528 code for a protein of 175 amino acids. The record is from RefSeq and is a predicted model, not a curated record. The transcript has 3 exons. Lineage: Eukaryota; Fungi; Ascomycota; Dothideomycetes; Pleosporales; Pleosporaceae. Gene Ontology annotation, molecular function: metal ion binding; metalloendopeptidase activity. Gene Ontology annotation, cellular component: mitochondrion; cytosol.
AUGAGCGAGGAGGACUUUAAGAGCUACAAGCGCGCUAUAAUUAAUAAGAGGCUGGCGAAACUAGAGAGCUUGUCGUCUGAAGCUAACAGGUUCUGGAAUUAUAUUUAUAGUGAUUCGUAUGAUUUCCUGCAAGCUAACGUUAACGCCGCGACUCUUAAGAAGCUUACAAAGAAGGAUGUGGUCGACUUCUACAUGCAUCUCCUAGCACAGGCUAAGGCAAAUAAGUCUUCCCUUAGUAAGAAGAAGGCUGCCGCUACUGCUGCGUUCAAGAUUAUCCUCGCUGAACACAAGAUCGCAGCCAACGACGAGGCUUUUCAGACCUGCACUAAAGACGCGUCGUCUAACGAAGCUGCCUUAGAUGCUGUUGCUAGCUAUCUUACUAACAACCUUAGGAUAGAGAAGGGAGUUGCUAACAAGGUCCUUAAUGAAGCCAAGGCUAAGCUAGGUGUCGCAGACUCUGGUCUUCGAGCUGCUCCGCAGGCUCUCGAUGUAUCGCAACUAGUUCUUAUCAAGAAUGUACACGCCUAG